UCCCCUUCUGCUCUCCCAAAUUCGAACCAGAUCAAGAUACCCCAUUCAUCAUCAAUUCCAUCAUCUUCAAUUAUUGUGUGUGUGAGAUAGAGAGAGAUGGCAGUGAACAGGGCUGGAUCUUGCAAUCCGGCCGUCGUGAAGAUCGGAAUUGUGUUCUUGGGGCUGUCUUUGGUAGGUUAUUUACUGGGUCCACCUUUAUACUGGCAUCUUCUUGAAGGUUUAGCCGCCGUCCGCCGCUCUUCCUCCGCCGCAUCUUGCCCUCCCUGCAACUGCGAUUGCGAUUCCGAUUCCAGGCCUGUCCUCUCCAUCCCUCAAGGACUUGGCAACGGUUCCUUCACAGAUUGUGCAAAGCAUGAUCCUGAAGUGAAUGGGGACACAGAAAAAAACUUCGCCGAGCUUCUUUCAGAAGAACUGAAGCUACGUGAAGCCGAAGCUUUAGAAAGUCAGCAGCGUGCUGACAUGGCGCUGCUCGAGGCCAAGAAGCUGACGUCUCAAUAUCAAAAAGAGGCCGACAAGUGCAACUCGGGUAUGGAAACGUGUGAAGAAGCUCGCGAAAAAGCCGAAGCAGCUUUAGCGUCGCAGAAACAAGAAAGCGCGUUAUGGGAACAAAGGGCCCGCCAAAGAGGCUGGAAAGAAGGCGGUGUUAGGGCCCGUGUGCAAUCUCAGGGAGGCAUCGAGACCUUCUGAAACUAGGUACAUUGCAUUUGCAUUGUGAUAAUAUCAAGUUACAGGAUCAACUAUCGAGUGUUGUUUUGUUAUCGGUAGCUCAAAAUCGAGCUCUUUUUUUGCAUCAAGUUUUUACAUGCUAGUUUGAAACAUUUGAUAGUAGAGGUAGAGGUGAGAAAAAAGCCUUUUUGGGUUCUUGACGUUGGAUAUCGAGUAUGAUUUAGGCUCGACGAUGACAAAACUGUUGAAAACUCGGGUUAUAGUUUUCGAGCGGUGUUCGUUUUGUCUGAACUUUUUGUUCUUUGUAUGUACUACUGAAAUGAAGGUAAAGUGUUGAACCAUGU
Messenger RNA from Cynara cardunculus var. scolymus (artichoke), 1010 nucleotides. RefSeq lists its product as uncharacterized. Bases 97 to 687 code for a protein of 196 amino acids. The transcript has 3 exons. NCBI's taxonomy places the organism in Eukaryota, Viridiplantae, Streptophyta, Magnoliopsida, Asterales, Asteraceae. The record is from RefSeq and is a predicted model, not a curated record.